AAGAAGAAGAAGGCAGUAUGGAUACUCCGGAGUUAACUUUCACUUUGGCGUACAUCAGUUUUUCUUUAUGCUUCAUUUUUACUCCCGACGAGUUCCGUUCGGUCGGUUUCACCGUCCAGAACCUGUUUGCGUCCUGGCUGGGCAGCGAGGACGUGAGUUUUAUCCAGUAUCACAUCAGGAGAACCAGCGUCACGGUUCUAAUCCACUCAGCGCUGCCUUUAGGUUAUUACCUGGGCAUGUGUUUUGCUGCACCUGAAAGAAACCUGGGACACAUUGUUCAGGUGACAGACAGCUGGCGGGUAUUCCUCGUGCUUUCACUCUUCCUCCACUUGGCCAGCUGGAUGCUGGUCAAGUACUGGUCUGCCAGUCAGUGGUCUAACCAUCCCAUCAGCCGUUCCCUGCAAGCCCACGUGGUGCUCCAGAGCUCUGGCUGGGGUGCUGCAGCAACAAGCAUCAACACAGAGUUCAGACGGAUUGAUAAGUUUUCCACCGGGCCUCCUGGAGCACAGGUCAUCGUCACAGACAGCUGGGUAUUAAAGGUGACCACCUAUGGUGUCUCCAUGGCAUUACAGAGUGAAUGUCACAUGACGGUGACAGAAUCCAGACGGUACCAGUUUAGUCCAGAGUCGCCCUCCCCCACACAGAUCCUGACACUGAGAGUGGACAGCAUCAACCCUGCAGUCAGACCUUUCCAUAUCAGACUAAACUCAGCAGAAUUUGGUGAGUUCAGAGAGAAACUCCAUGCUCCACUUCGAAACUCUGCCAAUGUCGUGAUUCACCAAACAAUCAGCGAACUCUUCCUGGAAACAUUCAAAGCUCAGGUGGACCUUAAUCAGCGCUAUGUUGUCCCCAGUGGACAGGAACUUGAACCCUGUAUCGGCUGCCUCCAGGUCCCAGCAAACAUCAAACUGAUCAGACUCUGUCGCCAUGAUGAUGACGAUAGUGUGUCAGACUGUCAGCAGUGUUUCUGCCGGCCAAUGUGGUGUCUGUCGUGUUUGGGCCGAUGGUUUGCCAGCCGCCAAGACCAGCAGCGACCUGAGACUUGGUUGACCAACGGAGUCCCCUGCCCCACUUGUCGAGCAAAGUUCUGUAUCCUGGAUGUGUGUGCGAUCCACUGACAGCAGACACACGAACAGCAGCUCCUUUCUUCAAACGUUAAUAAGACAUUUUCAAAGAUAAAAAUGCUGCAUCUUGUCUUCUUUCACAGAUAGAACAGUUUUUUUCUGUCUAUAUUGAAUUUUCAUUUGACAUUUCAAAUUGUGUCCGUGGACUUUAUGACUGACUAUGAAUUUGUCCACCAACACUGACAGAGAUAAAACAAGAGUUUAAAACAAAUAAAUGUGAUACUGGUACCAUGAA
Thalassophryne amazonica is the source of this 1359-nucleotide messenger RNA. RefSeq names its product transmembrane protein 129, E3 ubiquitin protein ligase (gene tmem129). Lineage: Eukaryota; Metazoa; Chordata; Actinopteri; Batrachoidiformes; Batrachoididae. The record is from RefSeq and is a predicted model, not a curated record. Gene Ontology annotation, biological process: protein ubiquitination. The transcript is spliced from 7 exons. Gene Ontology annotation, molecular function: ubiquitin protein ligase activity. Bases 18 to 1118 code for a protein of 366 amino acids. Gene Ontology annotation, cellular component: membrane; endoplasmic reticulum.